AUGGCCACCUUGAACCACCCCCCUCAAGUGGCUGGAAAUGGCCAAAAGAACUCAAAUGCGGCAAGUCCGAUACUGGAGCCCCUGCGGUAUCGGACCAGGAAGUCACUGUACCUUCUUUGCUUCUAUGUUGCUAUUCUGCUCGCUCCUUGGAUCAUGACUUGUGUCAUGAUGGUGCGCCCUCUGGACGCCGCCUCCUAUACUCGCCAGGGCUUUGGCCAGUCGGCGGCCGUGGUUCUGGAUAUCCUCGUCAGCCUGGAAAUCAUCCUCGUGCUUGAAAAGAUACAGGCUGUUCUCGCCAUCCCCAUCGUCUCCGGUUUUCUGGCCCAAGCUGCCGUCAUCUACACGCAGCGACGCUCGUCUAACCAGAAGCUGUCCCUACGACAGAUUGUUACUCUAGCCGAUCGUCCCUGGGCCAACGUGGUGUCAUGGCUUCGCUGUCUACCACUUCAUGGCAAUGGAUCCCCACUUGCCAUUCUUGGAGGGCUGUUCGUUCUGCUGGUAGCAGCCACCCCUGCCAUCCAAUCACUCUUAAUCAAGUACGAGGAUAUUAAUAUUGCCGCAUGCUGGGAGUCACCGGUUCGGACAUGCGAUCCAACGAAUAUUGCCACAAUCGUGGGUCUUGAUCCGGAACCUGCUGCUCUAGAGUAUAUGCCCCAGAGUCUUGCUGUCCAGCAAGUAGCCAAGAAGACGCAGCUGGUAAGCGAGCUCGACGUGCAACCUUACCUAUGGCCGGAGCAAUGGACAACAAUCAACGACGCUCAGGCUAUUGAGAGGGGAACAUUCUUCUGGUAUGACGAGAGUUUCCCUUCGGAUAAGUAUUUUGUAUCUGCGCUACAAAAUGGGACCAAUACCGGUGUCCUGCGCCAACAUGCCAUCCGGUUGAACUCAACGUCCGCCUGCGAGGCGGUGCAUCCCUCUGCCUUUCCGCAGACAUGUUCGGGUGACAGGCCUUUCGUGGCUAACUUGUCAGCACCUGAUGCUCUUGACAUCCGAAUCUGCGCGCCCGGCGCGUUCGGCCAAACGCCUUGGACUCGCAGUCGGGACCGCCAGGAUAUCUCAGAGGAGCUAUGGAUUGAUGUCGUUCAGCAAAUCACAGGUUGGAUUGUCGAACAAUCCAACUUUACGUUGAGAUGUACUACGAAUACUACUCGGGGGUACUUUGAAAUAAGCAACUAUAAGAAUGGCAAUAACCCGGGACCGCUUCUUGAGAAAUGGCCCAGUCCGGAGGUGCUGAAGCAGGAUUUCAAUGACUAUUUGGGAGCAGGUGCAGGUUAUGCCAUUCCGUCCGUCGUUGACAACGACACAGACUAUAGUCUCUUCGCCAUAAGCCCCCCACCAAUCGAUCCUUUCAACUACGAAGAGCUCUACGCAGCCGGGCCACUAAUGACCAGUGCAAUAGCUCUAUUCGGCAACCAAAGCUUCUUCAACGCCGCCAGCAACGCUACCACCAACAACACCACAAGAUCUGCACUAUUCUCCAUAUGCCGAUUCAACGCCCUUCCAUUCACUCGGCUCGGGGAAGUCGGCUUCAGCACCGCCGGAGAUAACUGCUAUGAUCUUUUGUCGGAAAUAGAUCGCUUCAGCGACGACUACUGGUACCAAUACCUGUUGUACACGAUAUACAACUGGGUUGUCGCGUUCAACGAUACUCAAUCAGCCGUUACAGCCCUGAGCAUGGCAACUUACUUUGCCAACGAAGCUGUGCUCACCAACAUAGCAACUCAAGGCUGGUCAGAUGGCUCACGACAGAUCAACUUUGACAGUGGUACCGUGAUAAUUAAACCUAAAUGGAGCUUAGCAGGGGUGAUAGUCAUAUCUACUCUCAUUGGUCUGCAGAUCUUGGGUCUAUGUCUGAUUGUGUUUUACUGUCGCUCGGUUCCCACCUGGACGGAUAGUCUCGAUGCUUUUGCGAUGCUCCGCAUGGGUGCGGAACUGCAGCGUGAAAAGCAUGUUCGCUUUGCGGGUAUCAGGGAUACGGAUGAGCAGGAUAUGGAGGACCUCGGUCGUAUUGACGGGCUCGUGGGCGUUGUUGAAAGUCGUGGACUGCGGGGAGGAGACGAAGCACAUAGUAUGAAGGACAGUUCGCCGUUGGUUUCUCAGUCGGAGGGGGAUCCCACCUCCUCGGGAAUCCCAUUGGCCGAGCUUCCGCCAUACUCCUCCACCGUCUCGAUUAAUACUCACAAUGAUGAAGCAAGUGAGGAACGAGAUGAAAGGGCAAAGAAAGAGGGUCUAGUGCCGCCGUUCCGUCUCGCAGUGGGUGCACCGGGCCUGAUUACAGAGAGUAUGGCGCCUAAGAAGACACGGAGGCGGAAGAAGACAGGCAUAGUGAUAACAGGUGCAAGUCAAGUGUGA
Molecule: messenger RNA, 2352 nt
Organism: Aspergillus niger
Lineage: Eukaryota; Fungi; Ascomycota; Eurotiomycetes; Eurotiales; Aspergillaceae
Exons: 2
Coding region: 1-2352 (783 amino acids)
Source: RefSeq, a predicted model, not a curated record